AUGGACUCCUGUUGCCUAAGAGGCUUUGACCUCUCGACUGAAGCUCCUCCUCCUGUAACUUCAAGAAGCAACCACUACACAAGACUGUCGGUGAGAAAGCGGGUGCUUUCUGGCAACGGAUUGCAGCGUACUUCGCAGCAAGUCCAAAGGUGGCAAGAGGUGAAACGAGCAGCCAUCCAAUGUAAGCAAAGGUGGCAGAAGAUGAACGAUCUUGUAUCCAAGUUUUGUGGAGCCUAUGCGGCUGCAACAAAACAGAGAACAAGUGGUCAGAACGAGGCUGAUACUGUAAAACUGGCACACGAAAUCUUCUACAACGAUCAGAAGAUUAAAUUUAAUCUUCACCAUGCUUGGGAGGAGCUGAGGAAUGACCAGAAAUGGUGCGAAGUUGCUAGUAGCAGGCGCGAUGUAAGUGGUAAGAAGAGAAAGUGUGAUGAUGGAGCACAAUCAGAAAGCUCUCAAGCAACUUCCAACCUCGGUGAUGAACCAACUAACCGACCUCCUGGCGUUAAGGCAGCCAAAAGAGCCUCUGGUAAGAGAAGCAUCGCAGAUAGCCUGUCUGCCUCUGAGUAUCAGACCAUGUAG
Molecule: messenger RNA, 582 nt
Organism: Brassica napus (rape)
Lineage: Eukaryota; Viridiplantae; Streptophyta; Magnoliopsida; Brassicales; Brassicaceae
Product: glutathione S-transferase T2-like
Exons: 2
Coding region: 1-582 (193 amino acids)
Source: RefSeq, a predicted model, not a curated record